GCAUGGCGCACCCGCGGAUCUCGGCCCAGCUGCCCCCUGACAUCGACCCCACCAAGGCGCCCGUGGCCUUCGGCCGCCGAGGCCUCCCCAAGCUCAACGAGGAGCUGCAGCACCCCGAGUUGCUGACGCGGCAGCGGGCCCUGAUGGCGCUCUGCGACCUGGUGCACGACCCGGAGAACGUUUACCAAGCCAUCCGCCUGGGUUUUCUAGAUAACUUGAAAAAGCUGCUUCUCGAUGAAGAUAAAACUGUGCGACAAAAAACUACAGAGGUCCUAUACAUAAUGGCAACGCACAGCAUUGGCAGGACGAAUUUUGUAGAACACGGAGUCAUCCCGGCCCUGGCACAGCUUUUGGAUGAUCCUGUUGAUAUCUGUCGGUGGAACAUGCAUUAUGCGCUGAAACUACUAUCAGAAACGCCUACAGUGGCCAUUGGGAUAGUGGAGAGUGGUUUGGUUUCACCGCUGGUGCAGAAGCUGAAGACAGAGAAGGAGAACAUCCAAGAACUCAUCCUGGACACCCUAACAGGCUGCCUGCGAGUCGAAGCCUUUGAGGCCUUGGCAAGAGGAUCCGUUUCUGUCUUAAAGGAGAAGCUCCGGCAUCCCUCACAGGCCAUCAGGUGCAAGGCUGCCGAGGCCCUCAUGGCCAUCAGCGUCCCAUUGGAGGGGAAGAACAUGGUCUUCAAAGAAGACGUCUUUCCAGACCUGGUCAACCUCCUGGAAGAUGAGGAUUCAGAAGUGCGAGCCAAUGCUGCGGGGGCCCUCAUGAAUUCGGCAGUGACCACGCAAGGGAAAUAUGCCGCCAUUAAUGCAGAAGCCAUUGACUAUCUUCUGCCUCUGAUCCAUGACGAGAAGAGCAAAGUCCGCCUCUACGCCAUCAAGGCCCUGACCAUGUUGUCCGAAGCCCCAGAAGGCCGCCUGGUGCUGCUGAGGCACGUGCCGGAGUUCCGGAAGCAUCUGCGCGACUCCAGUUUGACUGUGCAGAGAGCUGCCGAGAUUGCCAUAGAGGUCAUCGAAUGGAAACCUUAGAAAGCCCUCUUAGGA
This is a messenger RNA of Notechis scutatus (mainland tiger snake), 1040 nucleotides long. RefSeq names its product radial spoke head 14 homolog (gene RSPH14). The record is from RefSeq and is a predicted model, not a curated record. Gene Ontology annotation, molecular function: protein binding. NCBI's taxonomy places the organism in Eukaryota, Metazoa, Chordata, Lepidosauria, Squamata, Elapidae.